GCAUGUGCGCACGCAUACAAAAGAGUGCCCCUACCAGUGCCACCUGUGCCAACAAGCAUUCACUCAGAAGUCCAAUCUGACUCGCCAUGUACGCAGCCACACAUGAGAGCGUUCUUUUUCCUGAACCCACCGCAGCGCCUCGUUUUCGUGGCAUCAGAAACUCUAUAUCCAUGUGUCCUGUCACACUGAGGAGAAGCUCUAAAGGUUUCAUGUCAUCAGGGUCACUGCAGCAGUAUGACUCACUCGUGUCAAUGCGUGGCAAUCUGCAUUCCUGCCGGCUGUGCGAUUACGUGACCGCAAUAAAGUCAAGCAUGCAAGCACAUCUGCGCAUACAUACUGGCGAGCGCCCCUUCAAGUGCCACUUCUGCCCUGAGGCAUUCACUUGUCUUUCUAACUUAAAGCGACAUGAACGCACACACACUGGCGAGCGCCCCUACAAGUGCCACCUCUGCCCUGAGGCAUUCACUGAUGGUACCAGCUUCAAGCAGCAUGUCUGCACCCACACAGGCGAGCGCCCAUUCAAGUGCCGCUUCUGCCCAGGCAAAUUUACUCACUGUACCACCCUGAACCGGCAUGUCCGCACCCACACAGGCGAGCGCCCAUUCAAGUGUCCCUACUGCCCAAGCGCAUUCUGCGACAGUUCCACCCUGAACCGGCAUGUCCGCACCCACACAGGCGAGCGCCCAUUCAAGUGUCCCUACUGCCCAAGCGCAUUCUGCGACAGUUCCACCCUGAAGCAGCAUGUGCGCACGCAUACAAAGGAGUGCCCCUACCAGUGCCACCUGUGCCCACAAGCAUUCAAUCAGAAGUCUAAUCUAACACGCCAUGUACGCAGCCACACAUGAGAGCGUUCUUUUUCCUGAACCCACCGCAGCGCCUCGUUUUCGUGGCAUCAGAAACUCUAUAUCCAUGUGUCCUGUCGCACUGAGGAGAAGCCCUAAAGGUCAGGGGCAUGGAGUUUUUCGUACAUCAAUCGGUUGAUCGAUUUGUUUGGCGGAACUGGUUACUCAACUGCAUGGAGAAGUUUCCGUGUUCAACCGUAUGGUUUCUUGUAUAUUACCUAGAAAGAAGUUGACUCCACUGUGAGAAUUCCACAGGACGACUGCAUCCAUGUGAUUUUAAAGCUGUGCUAGUUUUUUAGAAUAGAAGCAUGUCAGCCUUCUUUGUGCACAUUUUGUGGGAGUUAGUCGAGUUGAAGCACUUACUCUUUCUUAGGCUGCUCUGCAAGACAACAUUCCUACCUGUGUAAGACUCUGACCUGUAAUUUCAAACAAGAAAAAUAAAAAAUACAAAUGCUA
This is a messenger RNA of Dermacentor andersoni, 1298 nucleotides long. RefSeq lists its product as uncharacterized. Gene Ontology annotation, molecular function: DNA-binding transcription activator activity, RNA polymerase II-specific; RNA polymerase II cis-regulatory region sequence-specific DNA binding. Gene Ontology annotation, cellular component: nucleus. The record is from RefSeq and is a predicted model, not a curated record. NCBI's taxonomy places the organism in Eukaryota, Metazoa, Arthropoda, Arachnida, Ixodida, Ixodidae. Gene Ontology annotation, biological process: regulation of transcription by RNA polymerase II.